UUUCUAGAUGGAUCCUCACAAAGUUGGACUCUCUUUGCCCCGUGAUCUGUAAAAGGAAAUCAGACCAGUAUGCUUGAGAUACAGGACUUGGUGAUGUUAAUUGAAGAGGUGAAAGUUCUGAUCUGCUGUGGUUGAGAGGUUGUUUGUGUAGUUUCUAGUUGUUGCCUUGAAUCCAAUAAAUUUCACCUCAGCAGGGCAAGAAUAUAUAGAACCAGGGUCUGUAAGGUCUGAGGGUACUUGAUUUUGAAAGCAAACGUCUUUUGCAGCCAUGUUGACCUCAUCAGGCUUACGCUUCCACCAGCUAUCCUGCCUCACACUUUUGGUACUGCUUCUUCUUCCCCUGCCCUCCCAUUCCGCAGACCCUGAUCCAUUACAAGACUUCUGUGUUGCAGAUGUGAGUGCCUCCCUAUCAGUUAAUGGCUUUCCUUGCAAGGCCUCAUCGCAGAUCACCUCAGAUGAUUUUUUCUUUGACGGACUGAGCAAAGAAGGGAACACAACCAAUCUGUAUAGGGCGACUGUAACAGCUGGGAAUGUCCUUGCAUUUCCCGGGCUGAACACCCUUGGGAUAUCGAUGAACAGAGUUGACUUUGCUCCUGGUGGACUCAAUCCACCACACUCACACCCUCGUGCAAGCGAGUCUGGGGUGGUCAUUAAAGGAAAGCUGCUUGUGGGAUUUGUGACAACUAACAAUGUGUAUUACUCCAAGGUCUUGACUGCUGGGCAGAUGUUUGUGGUUCCGAGGGGACUUGUUCACUAUCAGCUAAACGUUGGAAAAGGGAAGGCCCUUGCCUUCACAGCUUUCAACAGCCACUUACCAGGCUCUUCUGUGCUUUCUUUUAAUCUGUUUGCUUCGACGCCUUCCAUCCCUGAUGCAGUGUUAACCAAGGCCUUUCAAGUAGAUGAUGAUGUUAUCAACAACAUUCGAUCCAAGUUUGGCUUUUAGAAUACUAACUUCAUACUCUGAUUUUGCUUGUAUACUCUGUUGUUAAAUUGGGCUCUGUCUCUCUUCCUCUGUCUGUCCUGCAAUGUUAAUCUUCUGAUAGGAUCAAUCACUGUUUACCACAGGCCUUCUCCUUGUUUAACCCACCAGUUUGUAUUAUGGGUUAGCCCAACUGUUAGAUCCAUUAGUCCUAGCUGGGACAGUUAUCUACAGUGUUCAGUUGAUAAUAUCUUUUGUAAGACUAUAUAUAUAUAUAUCUUUGGAACUCUGUUUUAGAUAGCAAUUAAUAUGAAGGUGUUUUUAAG
Messenger RNA from Rosa rugosa (rugosa rose), 1245 nucleotides. RefSeq names its product germin-like protein subfamily T member 2. The record is from RefSeq and is a predicted model, not a curated record. Gene Ontology annotation, molecular function: manganese ion binding. The transcript is spliced from 2 exons. NCBI's taxonomy places the organism in Eukaryota, Viridiplantae, Streptophyta, Magnoliopsida, Rosales, Rosaceae. Gene Ontology annotation, cellular component: cell wall. The coding region runs from base 269 to 943 and encodes 224 amino acids.